Acytostelium subglobosum LB1 is the source of this 588-nucleotide messenger RNA. RefSeq lists its product as hypothetical. The transcript is spliced from 2 exons. The record is from RefSeq and is a predicted model, not a curated record. Lineage: Eukaryota; Evosea; Eumycetozoa; Acytosteliales; Acytosteliaceae. The coding region runs from base 1 to 588 and encodes 195 amino acids.
AUGGCUUCAGGACUCUCUCUUGCAUUACUUCUACGCAUUCAAGAAUUGAUAUCGUAUCGUUACGAUGACGGUUGUCUGGAGGCAGCAAUUGAUCACGAUCGUCUGGAUGUCAUAUCAUAUCUCCUUUCGAACAACUUGAUUGGUCUUGAAUUCAUGGAGAGAUGGACACCUGAGGUACUCUUUGCCAAGAACUCAUUGGAAGCGUUCAAGCAUGUGAUGGAGCAUGUCCAUCCACCUUCAUCUCUGUCACCUCAACAACUUCGUUCAAUCAUCAAUGCAGCAGUGGUCCAAGACAAAGUUGACCAUCUCAAACAUCUCAUAGACAUCCUUCAUUCACCAAUACCAAUGCCUUCACUUGAUACAUUGAUCGAAGCCACUAAGGUGAAUGCCGUCUCAACACUGGAGUAUAUCCUUGUCAAGGUCAAUCCAUCGCCACUCUCUCGACUGUCAGAGAUUGAUCAACUUCGUGUCCUCCAAUCGAUCUUGCACUCAGCCUAUGACUCUGGAAACACUCGCAUCAUCACCAUUUGCAACAAUCUCAUCAGAGAUAUCAAUACUGCCAAUCCAAAUAUGAAGAGGUAUGUGUGA